Oryza sativa Japonica Group (Japanese rice) is the source of this 5718-nucleotide messenger RNA. The record is from RefSeq and is a predicted model, not a curated record. Lineage: Eukaryota; Viridiplantae; Streptophyta; Magnoliopsida; Poales; Poaceae.
GCAUGAUUUCGUUCCCCACCGCAGGAUGCGAAGACUUUGCUCCUCCACGCACGCAGACUUCGCUACUUCGCUUCUCCUCCUCCCCAUGUGUACUGAAGCCACAUCCUCGCCGGAGCUCUGUCGCCGCUCCGCCGCAUCCUCGCCGGAGACGCCGCCGCCGGAUCCUGCUUCUUCUCCACCGCCGCGGCAACCUCAACCCCAUCCGCCGCCGCCUCCUUCUUCCCCACCGCCGCGGCCGGCCUCUUCCCCAUCGGCCACAGCCGGAGCCGACGUCCUCCCCAUCCGCCGCUACCGCAGUCCCUGUCGCCAUCGUCGACGUUGUCUCUGCUGCCUCGCUCCGCUGCCCAUCUCCUGUCAUGCAGCUGUACUUGGCCAAUGUGCCUAUACCCUAGGUGCUGAACAAUAGGAGGGAAUCUGAACAUCGUUGAGACGUACAGGUAAUCAGACUCUAUCUUGCAGCUUCGAUUCAUCAUUUAAUUAUACAAUUUGAUGGUCUUUCUUUGUUGACUGCCAAACAAUUCCCCUUCAGCUCACUGCCAUCCUCCUCUCCAUCUGCUGUGUGGUUUGUGUAAAGCAUCACCAUUCUAUACAUCACUGUGCUUAUUAUGAGCUUGGCUAUGCAAUAUAUGGAUUGGCCAUUCAAAUAUCAAUGUUUUUGUUCUUGGAUUUGCAAUGCUUACGAAAUUACUCUCUGAAAUUGUGCUUGCAAUGGGCCUUGUAUUUCUUUUCCCACGAUGUGGGUAGUAUGGAUUUUUUUUUCUGUUUGUCCUCCAUAUAUGUCAGCUCUAAAAAUGGACAGUAUGAACUUAAUUUAGUAGUUCAGGCCAUAGAAUAUACUAACAGACUGCCUAUGUUUUGAUUUCCAUUUGUCUUAACGUUUUUAGUUUCAGCAGUGCAAGGUUAUAAUUGCUUCAUGGUUCUCCUCUCUUUGUUUUUAGCAAAAUUAAUAUGAACUGCACAUACAUCACUGUGCUAAUAUUCCGUACAGAUUCAGGCGUGAUGCUAUACUGUUGUGCAGGAAGAAGCUUCACAAUUUCACACAAGGGAUUUAGUUGGUAGCAGCUCACACACUCCCUUCGAGCAAAUAUUGUUUUCAAGUACUUAUCUCAUUUAACUUAAUAAGUUGCUUGAUUAUUGGGAGCAACUCACACACUCCCUUCGAGUAAAUAUUGUUUUCAGUUACAAUACUAUCGAUGAUUCUUUUAUUCUACAAGAAAUGUGAAUUAUGGACCAUUAUACUACCUUGGUAAAUAUUUUUGUUCCAGUUUGAAGCUGAAAAAAUUGUUUCCGGUUGUUCUUAUUAACGUGGUUCAAAUUGAUUCUUAGAAAAUGAAAAGUCCUCAGUAGGUCUUGUUAUUCUGUAACAUGUAGGUCCUAAUUGAUGCUUACGAAAUGUGGAUUUGGGAUUUUGUUAUAGCGAGCGGACUGUCAUCAAUAUUAACGAGAACCUGUUGCAUAUUAAAACUGCUUUUAUAUGCUCAUGGUGUGUUCUUCAAGGUUGUACAUCCUUGCGAUGGACGGCGUUCCUAAACUAACUGUGAAGGAAUUAAAAAGUCAGCAAGCCUGAGAGCGGUACACGGCACUCAGCGUUGAGGAGAAGGCUGCGCUGGUUCAAAGGAACCGUGAAAACAGGGAGAGGAAGAAUUCUGCAUCUAUAUCGGGCACAGUUUUGAAUCAGAGUUUGCAUGAAGGAAGCCAAACUGUAAAUUGUCAGCCAUCAUUUCAGCCAGUGCCAUCCUCCACACCUAUGUCUUCCUCCACACCUGGAAAGCAUCGUUUCUGGCCAACGGAUCACUGGAGCGCCGCGGACACAAGGCACUGUUUACUCCCAAUCCGUCCCCCCUAUAAAGCUAGCCUCAAUCCCACUACUUCGAUGUUGCCCUGUAGACCAUUAUGCAAAUUUUCCAAACAGUGUUAGAAAGGUCACAUUGAUGGAUUCCAAAGGUGAGAAACUCCAUGUUCAAAGAACCAGUCCUGCAUGAUGCCAUUAAGAUUGGUGUGAACUUUAGGAACCAAGAGCUACUGCAACCGGCAGAACAAAAUAAUGCUCCAAGAAAACCAGAAGUGGUGAUAGUUGAAGAUAAUGAAGUGGUGAUUGAGCCAUUGCCAAAAAAGAAGUGCACUGGCAACAAGGGAUAAACUAUCCCUCUAGGAGUUGAAGUCAUUGACAUUACCUCUGCAUAUUGGCUUAUGCAUAUCUCUGCACAUUGGCUGAAGAUCAUAUUUAUUUUUUAGCAAAUUCUUGUAUCUAAUAUGAAAAUCAGAAUGCAUAUAUGCAUGCACUUUAUGAAAAUUGUGCAGAUUGUGCAUAAGUCAGCGGGGAAUCGUUAGAGCUUCAAGUGUGAUUGAAGCAGAUCCUCUUUCUUAUGAUCUAUUUCCUAUUUACCUAUUCUUCUUUCAGAUUAUUAGGUUAUAAUAUAUUGGGUUUAAUUUAUAUAUUGAACAUAACGUGCCUUGCACGUGUAUGAUUACUAGUAUUAGUACAACAUGAACGGUUUCCUUUAUGCAAAAUCAGUGCGAGAGAAACAUGGCAAGCAGUGGCGCCGGGAGAGACGAGAGGUGGAUCCUCGCCGGCGCCACCGCGCUAGUCACCGGCCGCAGCAAAGGCAUCGGCCGCGCCAUCGUGGAGGAGCUCGUUGGGUUCGGCUCGACGGUGCACACCUGCGCCCGUAGCGAGGCGGAGCUGAGCAGAUGCCAGGAGGAAUUGACGGCCAAGGGCCUCGCCGUCUCCUUCUCUGUCUGCGACGUGUCGGUGCGCACUGACAGGGAGGAGCUCGUCAGCAGGGUGCGCGAGCUCUUCGGCGGCAAACUCAAUAUCCUUGUGAACAACGCGGGGCUGACCUUGUCGAAGUUAACCCUGGAGACAACCACAAGUGACUACACACAACAGAUUGUGGCCAACUUCGAGUCGUGCUUCCACUUAAGCCAGCUCCUACAUCCUCUGCUUAAGGCGUUCGAAAGGGGCAGCAUCAUCAACAUCUCCUCCAUAUCUUCAUACCUCGCGUACCCUUAUCUUGCCGUAUAUUCAGCUGCGAAAGGAGCAAUGAAUCAAUUCUCGAAGGCCCUAGCUUCAGAUUGGGCUGGCGACAACAUCCGCAUCAACUGUGUUGCCCCAGGCCUCACCAGGACGCCACUCCUUGAGGAGGCAUUUGCUAGAUUUGUGGUUUUGUUUUUGUGUUUGAAGCGCCGAUCUGGUGAUUUCUUCUAAGGUUGAUGUGAUGGAAAAAGUUGGAAAUUUGGAGGAAAAGUUUGGAACUAAACGCAGCCGAGCCAGGAGUUCAAUCUGGUUACUGCAGUUAGAAUCAAAUGAAGCAAUCCAGUGAACAAAGAGGAGCUAGCUCAAUGUCAGGAGGAGCUUGGCUGUUUGAAACAAUCGGGGGAUGCAAGGGGUGGAUUCAUAAGGUCGAGUUGUUUCAAAUCUGUUGACAAAAAAAUGCCGCACAAAAUCGUUAGGUGAAAUUGAUGUUCUGAUUAAUUUUCAAGUUCCCAUAUCAGUUAGUUUUGAAUUGGAGAAAUUCAGAAAUUUAAAGUUACUUCAUGUUUGAUAUCUGAAUUAUCACUGCAGUACUCUAGCUCUGAAUCUUGAAGCUGUCAUGUUGUCUAAAAUUUAACAAAUUUUAAAAUUGUCAUGGUGUUCUGACACUUGAAUUAUCACUGCAGUAUUCUAUUUAUUAGACUUGAAGUUGUAUAAUUGUAAAAUUCAACCUAUUUUUCUGCAUUACUGAAUCUGAAUUUAUUUUUUUUGCCUUCAGUUACAUGGUUGUAACAUUGUAAUUACAGUAUUUUUCUACGUAAAUAUAGUACAAAUGAACUAUAAUUUUUUGUGUAUACUAGGAUGAAAGUAGGAAUUAACUGUGCUAACUUUGUGCUAUUUGGUCAUAUGUUAAGACUCCUCUUUUGACCUGUUCUAUAUAAUUUUUAACUCCUUUGAACAAUCAAUCAAUCAUUUUUAACUUUCAAGUUAUUAUUUUGCGUUUGAUUUAAUUUUUAUAUAAUGAAACAUAAUAAAAUACUUGGUAAUUUCUUGAUUGCUUUCAAUUCCUGUCCUUUUUUGGUUGAAUCUGUAAGGAACCCAAAAUUGAAAUUGUAGAACAUUAGUGCAAAAAUCAUAACUGAAUCAGAAUAUUUCUGUACACUUAAAAUAAUUUGAAGAUCCAAAUUUCUAUUUAUGCAUGUAGAUUUUAAAUUGAAAAUUAUGAUCCAGAUUAAGAUAAAUCUAUACAGAAUAACAUUUUUUACUUUUUACCUGAAUUUGAUUGUUUCAGGAUGAAAAGCUUUUGAAGUUUUAAAGAUUACAGUUGAAGAAUAUCUUACCUCUUGAUGUAUUUCCUGAUUGGAAUUGCUUUUCAUCACCCAUCUUUAGAACAUUUGAUGUUUUCAAAUUCUUCUCUUUUAAUCUUGAAUAUAAAAGCAUUUCAAUUAAAUAUGUACAGAUUUUGCACUAGUAAUCAUAAUCAUAAUUAAAAUCGUGGCUCCAUUUACAUGAUUUUAAUAUUGAAAUUACAGUAUUUUUUCUAUGUAAAUAUAGUAGAAAUGCACUGUAAUUUUUGUGCGUGUGUACUAGGAAGGGAUUAGGAACUAAUUGUGCAAACUUUGUGCUAUUUUGUGACAAUUUAACAAUAUUUGUGGAUUAUUCUAUAUGAUUAGUUUGAAUUUGUAACUUCGUGAAUCUAAAUGCUUUCAAAUUUGAAAACUGCAUAGUAUUAGUGCAAGAAUCAAAGAAUAUUAUUCCAACAUUGAACAUGUAGUUUAUUUAUUUUCACACAAAUCAUCUAAUUUAUUUUUGUAGAUAAACUGGAGUAUAUUUUUGCUAUUAAUCUCACACGUCCAAUUUGCAAAUUUGCUCCAACAAACUGACAUGGCACAAACUUUGAAUUGAAGUUAUUUAUUUUUCUUGUUGGCAUAAUUGUUCCAUAGGAAUGGUUUCAAUAUUUUUUUGAUAUUUAGUUGCUCUGCAGUAAUAUGUCUCAAUUUUGAAUUACUGAUUGAGUUGUGAUCUUAAUUCUGAAUUUGUUGUUAAUUACUUUGGUCUGCAAUAAUAUGCAGUUCAAAAUUCAUAUGCCAUAAUGUUGUUCAACCUAAGAACACACAUGACAAUUGAAUCUUAAGAUAAUAUGGUCUGUGAUGUUUCUAUAAAGUCUUAAUUCUACAAGAUGUCAGUUACAUAUUUUUAGUAUUGAAAUUACAAUGUUUGUUUUAUGUAAUUCUUAUACAAAAUAACUGUAAUUUAAGAAAAAAAAUUGAAUGCUAUUGAAUCUUCUCAUUUUGUGAAGCAUUGUGCUUGAUUUGAAUGGUUUAUGGAAUCAAAUUUAAUAAUACAUGUGAGUAUUGAAAUUUGUACUAUGCAAUGAAAUGCAAAUUCAAAUUUAGAAUUCUUUGAAGAGCAAAAAAAGGAUUCUAAAGGUGUAUUUGAUAGAUGCCUAAGGAUGCUAGAUUGCAAUCUAAGAGUUUCCUGACAGUUGUCCUGUAGCUAGUCAAAAUGUUAGCUUAAGACAUUUGUCCUCUUUAUUGUGACUAUCUAUGUCUCUCACAUUGAUCAGCAAGUGAGUAAUGUAAAGAGAGUGGUGUAUUUGAUAUGUGUUGUUUUUGUUUUUUUUUUGCUAUCCGACCAUACUUUUGUUUACUCUCUAGGUGACUGAACAGAAGCUUGCCGUACUAUUAUCUAAUUUUAGACAAGUAAGUUAUGAUAUUAUUGAGGAGAUGUGUUACUUUAUGUUA